Fusarium proliferatum ET1 is the source of this 708-nucleotide messenger RNA. RefSeq names its product Pea pathogenicity protein 2. The record is from RefSeq and is a predicted model, not a curated record. NCBI's taxonomy places the organism in Eukaryota, Fungi, Ascomycota, Sordariomycetes, Hypocreales, Nectriaceae. Bases 1 to 708 code for a protein of 235 amino acids. The transcript has 2 exons.
AUGGUUGAUUUACAUAGCCUCCCAGCAGGAUCACGACCAGAUACCGCGAUUCGGAACAAUGGACCAGAGCGCCUGGUACUGGAAAGGCUCAAGCUUCGGGAACUAGCUGAGGGUUGGCCUGCAUACAGGGAUUCUUGUGAAUGGGAGAAUUUUGAGUCCAUCUUCCAUCCCGGAGCCCAUGUAUAUACAACCUGGUCAGGCCGUGUUACCUUCAAAGACUUCAUCGCUGCUUCCAAAGCCGGCAUGGAUCAAGGCGCUUUUAUCAUGCAUAGAUGCCACGGUUCAAGCACAGACAUCAACAUAGAAGGAACCCGAGCAGUCACAAAGCUAAAGGCUACCAUUACACAGCGCUUUCAAGUAGAGGAUGUGGAAUUCGAUGUUGAAGCCGACUGCCGCUUUUGCUUCUACUUCGAAAAGAUCCAGGGAAUCUGGGGUGCACGAUUGGUUAGGCAUUGGUACGAGAAGGAUAAGAUGAUCCUUUGUGAUCCAUCCCGGGCCCUGGUAAUCACUGUUGAUGAGGAGAAGCUGGCUACGUAUCCACCAGGCUACAAAUAUCUUGCGUACUGGCAAGAGGUUACGAUGGGAAUCAAGGUGUUGUUGGACAUGCCUGGACAUAGGAGGCAUAUCGGCACGGUUAACCUUGAAAAGCAUGACGAGCUGUACUGGCUGGCUAAGACUUGGCUUGAGGGAGGACAGAUUGAGGUCUGA